Gymnogyps californianus (California condor) is the source of this 2037-nucleotide messenger RNA. RefSeq names its product ariadne RBR E3 ubiquitin protein ligase 2 (gene ARIH2). Gene Ontology annotation, molecular function: ubiquitin conjugating enzyme binding; zinc ion binding; ubiquitin protein ligase activity. The record is from RefSeq and is a predicted model, not a curated record. The transcript has 15 exons. Gene Ontology annotation, biological process: positive regulation of proteasomal ubiquitin-dependent protein catabolic process; ubiquitin-dependent protein catabolic process; protein polyubiquitination. Gene Ontology annotation, cellular component: ubiquitin ligase complex; cytoplasm. NCBI's taxonomy places the organism in Eukaryota, Metazoa, Chordata, Aves, Accipitriformes, Cathartidae. The coding region runs from base 149 to 1621 and encodes 490 amino acids.
CCGCUCCCUGCCUCCCCCGCCCGCCGCCCGGCCGCGCUCCGCGGCGCCCGGAGACAGAGCUCAGAUGAAAUCAAAAGAACGAUAAAGUUUGGAGGAGAAAAAGAAGCUGCAAUUGCUUUCCUGGUCUGCAGUUUGACAGGGCAUUAAGAUGUCCGUGGACAUGAACAGCCAGGGCUCUGACAGCAAUGAAGAGGAUUAUGACCCUAAUUGCGAGGAGGAGGAAGAGGAUGAGGAUCCUGGGGAUAUUGAGGAUUAUUAUGAUGGGGUAGCUAACGACGUGGAGCAGCAGGGAGCAGAUGCCUUUGAUCCAGAGGAAUAUCAGUUCACCUGCCUGACUUACAAGGAGUCGGAGAGCACUCUGAAUGAACACAUGGCCAGCUUGGCUGCCACGUUAAAGGUAUCACAUGCUGUUGCAAAGCUAGUAUUAGUUAGUUUCCACUGGCAAAUCUCAGAGAUUUUGGAAAGGCACAAGUCUAAUGCUGCCCAAUUGCUAGUAGAAGCACGAGUUCAGCCCACCUCAUCCAAACAUGCAAUGGUACAUUCCUCCCAUCACUGCGCAGUGUGCAUGCAGUUUGUCCGGAAGGAGAACUUGCUCUCUCUGGCUUGUCAGCACCAGUUCUGUCGCAGCUGUUGGGAGCAGCAUUGUACAGUGCUCGUCAAGGAUGGUGUUGGAGUCGGGGUCUCCUGCAUGGCUCAGGACUGCCUACUUCGGACACCAGAAGACUUUGUGUUUCCAUUGCUGCCUAGUGAAGAGCUGAAAGACAAAUACAGGCGCUACCUCUUCAGGGACUAUGUGGAGAGCCAUUAUCAGCUGCAGUUGUGUCCUGGUGCAGAUUGUCCUAUGGUCAUACAGGUACAAGAGCCAAAAGCCCGGCGAGUGCAGUGCAAUCGUUGCAAUGAGGUCUUCUGCUUUAAGUGUCGGCAGAUGUACCACGCACCCACAGACUGUGCUACCAUUCGGAAAUGGCUCACCAAGUGUGCAGAUGACUCUGAAACAGCCAACUACAUCAGUGCUCACACUAAAGAUUGUCCCAAGUGCAAUAUCUGUAUUGAAAAGAAUGGAGGCUGCAAUCACAUGCAAUGCUCCAAAUGCAAGCAUGACUUCUGCUGGAUGUGUCUGGGAGACUGGAAGACUCACGGCAGCGAGUACUACGAAUGCAGUCGGUACAAAGAGAAUCCUGAUAUUGUAAACCAGAGUCAGCAAGCACAGGCCAGGGAGGCCCUUAAGAAGUACUUGUUCUAUUUUGAGAGGUGGGAGAAUCACAAUAAAAGCCUACAGCUGGAGGCACAGACGUACCAACGAAUCCAGGAGAAAAUCCAAGAAAGGGUUAUGAACAACUUGGGAACAUGGAUAGACUGGCAAUACCUACAAAAUGCUGCAAAACUACUUGCAAAGUGUCGUUACACCCUGCAGUACACAUAUCCAUAUGCCUACUACAUGGAGUCUGGUCCCAGAAAGAAACUGUUUGAAUACCAGCAGGCCCAGCUGGAAGCUGAAAUUGAAAAUCUCUCAUGGAAGGUGGAGCGAGCAGACAGCUAUGACAGAGGGGACUUAGAGAAUCAGAUGCACAUAGCAGAGCAGAGACGGAGGACCCUGCUGAAAGACUUCCAUGACACAUAAGACAGGAGGAAGUGACAAAGUGCAGGGGUGAGACCAGUGAGUGAAGUGAUGGCAGCUUCACCGGGAUAAGCAGGCACUGCCUCUGGGAGAACACGGCCAAGGACAAAGCCACCCCUCCCCUUGCAAGUCAGACACAUGCAAACACCACAUCUUAGUCCAGUUUGUUCUCUUAUCUUUCUGUUUCUGUUUCUGCCAGGCUAGAGGCCAGAUUUCAGAUUGGCAUAUUUCCUGGGACAUUUCCCUCCUGCCCUUGAUGGUUUCAGAAGGGGAGGGAGUUUUUCUCUGAAUGGCUGUUAAUAGUAUUAGAUCAUUACAAUUUAUGUAAUUUUCAACGGUUGUACAAUUAUACAGACAAACCUUAGAAUAACACACAACCCUUUUUAAAAAUAAAUUGGCAGUGGAGUGUUUUUCCUUAA